AUGUCUUCGAAGUGGCCCUACAUCACAGAUCACUUUGUACUUCCGAUGGACGCUCCGUCUCCGCCACUCCCUCAAGGAGACCUGAUGGAUGUUGGUUAG
Messenger RNA from Echinococcus granulosus, 99 nucleotides. RefSeq lists its product as hypothetical. The record is from RefSeq and is a predicted model, not a curated record. Bases 1 to 99 code for a protein of 32 amino acids. NCBI's taxonomy places the organism in Eukaryota, Metazoa, Platyhelminthes, Cestoda, Cyclophyllidea, Taeniidae. The transcript is spliced from 2 exons.